This is a messenger RNA of Nematocida homosporus, 363 nucleotides long. RefSeq lists its product as uncharacterized. Gene Ontology annotation, cellular component: cytoplasm. Bases 1 to 363 code for a protein of 120 amino acids. The record is from RefSeq and is a predicted model, not a curated record. NCBI's taxonomy places the organism in Eukaryota, Fungi, Microsporidia. The transcript has a single exon. Gene Ontology annotation, biological process: protein folding.
AUGAAUUGGUCUCAGCAACUCAAAGAGGUUGUUAUAACUAUUCCAACUCUUCCUAAUACGUCAUCCGGUGUUAAAGUCUCUCUAAUCAACAAACAUCUCAAAGUAACUCAACAAAAUCAGACUUUGCUUGAUAAAACAAUAGCUAAUCCUAUCUUAGAAGAUGAAAUGUGCUGGACAGUUGAUAAUGAUGAGAUUGAAAUAGUCCUCUAUCGAGACUCCGUAAUGAAUUGGGACAUUCUCUUUGAAGGAGAUAAACCCCUUAGUUCUGAAGAACUCCCACCAGCCACAAUAACUAACUUAUCCCAACUGGAUGAUGAAACCAGACAAAAAGUCCAGAAGAUGAUGCAUGAGAAUCAGAAAUAA